UACAGUUGCUUUCAACACCUGAAGGUUACCAUUGAGCAGAAGUGAACUGUGCCAGCCAUAUAAAUACUGUGGCUAAAAAAUACAGCUCAGAAACUGGGAAAUCUGUGACUCCCCAAAGCCUAUCUACCAACCACAAGGCGUUAGUGUGAAUAUGAUGGAUCACUCACCUGUAUAAGUGUGUUUUCUUCAGGAAGCUAAACACAAUACAGCACAAAGUAACCUGCUUGAUAGACGUUCCAUUUGCCACCUCAGUGUUCACUCCCUCCACCAACAAGUCACCAUUACAGCAAUGUGUAUCAUCUACAAGAUGUCUGCCACAAUUAUCCAUGACUACUUUGACAGGAUCUUUCAAACCUGUGAGCUCUUUUACCUAGGAAGACAAUGGCAGCAGACACUGCGUAAGCCACCAUCUGCAUGUUCCUGUGCAGGAAAACACCAUUCUGACUUAGAACUAUAACACCAUUACUUCACUGUCACUGAAUAAAAGUCCUGGAACUCUCUACCCAACAGUACACCCCUUAGGGCUUUUGACAGUUUCAUGACAGAAUGCAUGACUUCACUAUGGAUAAAGAAGCAAGUCGUUUGGAGAAGGACUAUGUUCAUGAUGUCUAUGAGAGGAUCGCCCCUCACUUCAAUGACUCUCGUUAUAAGGCUUGGCCCAGAGUACGACACUUCCUGUUGGAACAAGAACCUGGCAGCCUCAUCGCAGAUGUUGGAUGUGGAAAUGGAAAGUACCUUUGUAUCAACAAGCAGGCCUACAAAGUAGGUUGUGACUAUUGUCUGCCCUUAGUAGAAUCAGCAAGGGAGCAGAGCUACGAAGCCAUGGUAUGUGACAGCCUGCAUUUACCAUAUCGGGACCAGUGUUUUGAUGCUAUACUAUCAAUAGCAGUGAUACACCAUUUUUCCACAAAAGAACGUCGUGUUCAAGCAAUAAAAGAAAUGGCGAGAAUUUUGCGAGUAAGAGGGAAAAUGAUGAUCUAUGUUUGGGCAAUGGAACAAAAUCGACGUAAAUUUGAAAAGCAAGAUAUUUUUAUUCCAUGGAACCCUACACCACCACCAUCAAGGUCCAAAAUUCUAAAUGAACAAAAUCCAUCAAUCCAACAAAUUAAUAAUGAAAUUUUUCACAAAGGCAAACCUUUAAAUUCAAAUAAACUGGCAAGCAGUGAAUUCAAUUUGUGUAAAAAACACAUUAAAGGAAACCAAGUUUCCUCUUUGGUAAUGGAGAAUACAUUACUAUUUGAAAAAUCUUUAAAUCUGUGGAUAUUUUCUCAAUCACUGAAUUCUUCACAACAGUUCAGCAGCAAUAAUAGAACAAAAUCCCCUAAAGAGAUAUGGAUGUUUUGGGAUUAUAUUUCUUCAUUUAAAACAAAUAUUAAGUUCUCUGAACAAAGAAAAACUGACAAUAUGACCAGAUUUGUUUCUAAUGUAUUUUCCUAUGGGCAACGUUCUGAAGAUGGUUUUGAUGUCCUUUCCAAGUCACAAUCACUUAACCAUUACAACAUUUCAGAUCCCCACACCCCGUUCUUUGAGCAUCCGUGUGUGGGAUCAUUUAAAAUCCAGGAGUCUUCCAGCAUUUUACAUCGAUGUUCUGAAGUUUCCUUACCUGAUCUUACUUCACAGCCCUUAUUCCAAAAUGAGUCUCUCAAUUACCUGAGUGAAAAUAAGUCUGCAAGUGACUCCACCUUUGAGAACAUCAACAGUGUGCAUCCACAAAUGCAGAGAAAUGUGACUACUGACUCAAGUAACUGGCCUUUGGAAUCUCAGGUUUUGGCAAAAGACAAAAAAGAUCAGACUAAUUACAACAGUACUUGCCUCAGAUACUAUCAUGUUUUCAAACAAGGGGAGCUUAUUGAACUAAUAGAAGAGCACAUCAAAGAUCUGCAAGUGAUUCAAACAUAUUAUGACCAUGCUAACUGGUGUGUUGUUGUGGAAAAAGUCAGAGUUGGCAAAAUUUGAGAAUGCACCAUGACCUUGCUCUAAGACUAAGGCUAAUAAUUAGUUAUAAGUUUUUGCAUCUUUUAGAAGUGCCUGCAUAUAGUUUUGAUGUGCUUUAUUUAAGUUGUGUUAGUGAUGUGCCUUUUAACAUUACAGAUAGUGACAAUAAAUGAACAAUACAUUUCCAAAUAUUAUUAUUGUGACUGAUAAAACUUUGCACUCUUAAUUCAAUCAAUUUAAUUUUAUUACCUUGAAAUGUUUUAAUAACUAGUAUGGUGAGCUGCUAGUAAAACUUUGCUAACUUAUUUUACACUACAAUAAAGUAUACAAUUUACCAAUAAAUGUUCUGUUUUUAAAUUAAUUAUGGGAGUUGUCAU
Molecule: messenger RNA, 2312 nt
Organism: Chiloscyllium plagiosum (whitespotted bambooshark)
Lineage: Eukaryota; Metazoa; Chordata; Chondrichthyes; Orectolobiformes; Hemiscylliidae
Gene: trmt9b
Product: tRNA methyltransferase 9B
Biological process (GO): tRNA methylation; tRNA wobble uridine modification
Cellular component (GO): nucleus; cytoplasm
Molecular function (GO): S-adenosylmethionine-dependent methyltransferase activity; tRNA (5-carboxymethyluridine(34)-5-O)-methyltransferase activity; tRNA binding
Source: RefSeq, a predicted model, not a curated record